Molecule: messenger RNA, 4279 nt
Organism: Pangasianodon hypophthalmus (striped catfish)
Lineage: Eukaryota; Metazoa; Chordata; Actinopteri; Siluriformes; Pangasiidae
Gene: znf362a
Product: zinc finger protein 362a
Exons: 9
Coding region: 847-2199 (450 amino acids)
Cellular component (GO): nucleus
Source: RefSeq, a predicted model, not a curated record
AUGUGGCUGUGGGAUUAGUGGCGUGUUUGUGAUUGUGCGCAUUUUCCGCAUCGUGGUGUGUGAUUUGUCCGGAGUUAUCCCAGCGCUCGGAAAAGUUCAAAUAAAAAAAAUCUAAAGCAGGGGAAUGGCUGAACACAAGCGGCUUACAUGCGGAUUUUUUUUUGCAGUGCAUUAAAACAGUGUUUGUGCAGCUGUGAAAAUUACCGGAUGUUAUUUAUUAUAGUCGCUAAUUAAAUUAAUAAUAAUAAAAAACCCAGAGCAGAGCGUGCAUGCUGUUCGUCGCGAUUUUGUGCGGCAUGAUUGUUGUAGGAAGUCUCCUGCCUUUUUUUUUUUUUUUUUCUGUCUUUUUUUUCUCCUCUUUGAGCCGGGCUAUUCAAACCUGCAGAUCUAAGUAAACAAUCAUUCGAGCUCUUAAUGCAAAUAAACGGAUGGCUUCUUUAAGGUGUCGCGCGACCCGGUUAGUUUUCAGGAUUCAUUUCUGCGUGCAAAUUUGGGGGAUCUGCAGAAUAUGGCGUCUGGUUCCUUUAUAAAAAUAAAGACAGGCUGCCAUUUUUGUUUUCCUUUUGUCUGAAUUUUUUAAUAAAACUGUCUGAGAAUGUGGGAGAGGCGGCCCAGGCUCGCGCGCCGCGCGCUUUCCCAGCAGCCUCCAGACCUCGGCGUGAAUUUAAUCCGCUUUUUGACUUUGGCUUUUAUUUCUUUAUAAAAAAAAAGAGAUGAUGAUAAAACUUCCAGGAUGCCGAUAGAUUAAAAGGAGAAAAGUUAAGCAGCCCAAGUUGUGAUCUGGGCUUUCCUGGGGCUUGUAAGACGCCAGUCGUGGCAGUCGGAGACACAGACGCUGAGUGUAUCAUGGCCGAGCCACGAUUUAAUAACCCAUACUUCUGGCCUCCGCCUCCUGCAAUGCCUGGCCAGCUGGACAACCUCGUUCUUAUUAACAAGAUCAAAGAGCAGCUGAUGGCCGAGAAAAUCAGACCUCCACACCUGCCUCCUACUUCGGUCCAAUCCCAGCAGCCCUUGCUGGUUCCCCCGACGCCUGCGGAAGGUGGGACGCACAGCAUGGCAGUGCCCAAGCUGCAGCAGAUGCCCGGCCUUCCUCCUCACAGCCCGACGCAGCCUGACAUUGCCCUGCACGCCCGACCUGCGUCCAGCUCCGUCGCAGGACGCAUUCUCGGUGACGUGAACUUGAACCUGGACGAUAAGGCGGCUUUAAAAGCGAGAGGACUGUGGGAAGACUGGCAUUUACGACAGAUCAUAGACCAGCCGUCCAGAGCGAACCAUCUGUCAGGUAUAGCGCUGUCGUCUCGUACCGGCAACCAGAACACGUCGGAGGCUGUGACCCCGGCCACGCCCACUUCCUCCAGCAGCAGCAUCCACGCACGCCAGGGAUCAGUGGCUUCCGCAAACCUCCUCUCAGGGUUGGCCAGCGCCGUCGGGGCGGAGCCACUCAAAAACAGCGGCGGGCUGGCAGGACUGCUGGGACCGCCCCCGAAAAGCGGAGGACGAGGCCGCAAGAAGAUCAAAGCAGAAAACACGUCCGGUCCUCUGCUGGUUGUACCCUACCCCAUCCUGGCUUCAGGAGCCGACCAGUCGUCUGUAACAAUCACGGCCAAAGAGGGCAAAUCAUACAGGUGUAAAGUGUGUCCGCUGACUUUCUUCUCCAAGUCAGACAUGCAGAUUCACUCCAAGUCACACACGGAGGCCAAGCCGCACAAAUGUCCUCACUGCACCAAGUCGUUCGCCAACGCCUCGUACCUGGCGCAGCAUUUACGCAUCCACCUGGGGGUGAAGCCUUAUCACUGCUCGUACUGCGAGAAAUCCUUCCGCCAACUCUCACACCUACAGCAGCACACCAGAAUCCACACAGGCGAUCGGCCGUAUAAAUGUAUCCAGCCAGGCUGUGAUAAAGCCUUCACACAGCUCUCCAAUCUGCAGUCUCACCAGAGGUCACACAAUAAAGACAAGCCUUACAAGUGCUCCAACUGCUACCGCGCCUACUCCGACUCCGCCUCUCUGCAGAUCCACUUAGCCGCUCACGCCAUCAAGAACGCCAAGGCGUACUGCUGCAGCAUGUGUGGCCGAGCCUACACCUCCGAGACCUAUCUGAUGAAGCACAUGUCUAAACACACAGUAGUGGAGCACCUGGUGACUCAGCACUCGCCGCCCCGGAACGACUCUCCAAGCAUCCGCAUCUCGCUCAUCUGAAGCCGGUCAGUUCCCCCUCGUCCUCCUCGGAUCACCUCGUCCUGGUGGUGCGUCCGUUCGUUCACUUCAUCAUUCCGUGGUUUCUGGGAAUACGUUCUAAAACGUGUUAGACUGCGUUCGCAACACCUCGCGCUGAAGGAGUUGUCGUUUUAGUCGUUUUUUUUAUUCGCACUAUCGCUCACUCUCUCUACCUCAGCAUGGAGUUUUAGAGAGAGUGGGGUGAGGAAAUAGUAGGGACAUCCAAAGACCGUUGUUGCAGCACUUUGAGGCCUUGUGGCUAAAAAAAAAAAACAAAAACAGAAAAAAUAUUCAGUCUAAUUGUUGGACAGUAAAAAGGCUAUAGUACUUGGCAGCUAAAUUUUUUUUUUUUUUGGACAUUAGAUGUUAUGCAGUUAAAAAACUGUCUUGUUUACAUCCAGUGGUUAUAAACUCGUAUGCUGAGACCUUUUAGAGCACGGACCAAGUCCAACAUCGUUUUCUGAAAAUUUUCUAUCUUCUGGUUUAGACUGAACUAGUCAUUCCUUUUUUAAAUACUUUUUUUUUUUUUUUGCAUUGAUUAUUAUUAAGCAACACAUCUUUCGAAAGGUCAUAGAGUUAAGUGAAUAAAAUGACGUGCCAAAAAACACACAGUAAUGACAAAAAAAAAAAAAAGAUGCUGGUCUGUCGACUUCGGUGUACAUAAUCACUCGAUCCCACUGCCGCUGGUGUAUAAAGUUAAAUAAUCAUGACGUCAGAUUUCAGGCUCCGCUGCAGUGUCUGCCUUUCUACAGUACUGUGCAAAAGUCUCAGCUCAGCUCUUUAUCUGGACACGAAAACACUACAGGACUCGGGGCGGGUGCGGGUAGAGUCGAGUUUUAUACUUUCUCGUAACUGCAAGCUCCAGAGUGUUUUAUUCCUCUUACACCACACAUUUUAACGUUGUGGAAGGGCUGCGAAACAAGUUCUGACUUACGUCAUAGCAGCUGUAAAGCUCCGUUCCCUCACCAGCGUCUCUUCGUCGUAGAUUUUAUUGAGUUGUUAUUUAACGUUGUGGAACAGGAGCUUUACAUCAGUCUCGUCACGCAACACCUUCUGACCAAUCAGUAAACAGUAGUACUAAAUUAUCCUUGAUCUUAUGUGUGAUGGCCAGAAGCAUUUCUUUUCAAGGCCCUCCAGCUAUAGUUGUAACUAAUUAUAAUUUAUAUUAGUAUCAUUUAUUUAAAAAUAAUAAAACAUUGACGUAUUAUUAGAUGGUUAACUAUGUCUUGAAAAGAGGCUAAACCCACUUCAGGUUCACACACUGCAUCUUAAAAGGCAUUUUAUGUAAUAAAAAUAUUAUAUAUAAUUCAAGCCGAGAUCAGAAAAUGUUUUUUUUUUUUUUUUUUUAUAUAUAUAUAUAAAGUUAAACCUGGCACUUAGAAAAAUUUACGGUUUAAAAUCGUUCAUCGUCCAGCCCAUGAUGUAAAUAUCACUGAAGCUGUAUGAAAGUUUAUAGCAAAAACUAACUAUAGAACGACUUUAAUGUACGUCACACAAACACUCGUACUUUUUUUUUUCCCCCGUUUUAAACCACAACUAAAAUAAUCUGUCCCAGAUAAAUAGCUUUAAACACAUUUUGCUCAGGUGGGCUAAAACUUUUGCACAGUACUCUAACAGUUCAUGUAACCGUGUCGCGUCUCGUGUGUGUGUACAUACGUUUAUGUUUAAAGUGCGUCUGGUUUCAUCCCUUCCACGUAUUAUCACGUCUAAGUAUUAAUAAUUACCAUUAUAUUAUUUUCUAUACAGUCAAGCCUUAAAUAUUUUAUCACUAAUUGUUUAUCUUAUCCACGUCUACCAUAUUGGUGUUCUCAUUGUACUCAGUACUGUAUGCCUUUUUUUCUUUUUUUUUUUUCUUAAAUUUCCUAGCAUGAUUAUUCUGUAAAUAAACUAUAAAAUACUUGUGUUAACCCCUUUAUAUUAAAAAAAAUAGUUAUUACAAAUUUUUUUUUUAUUUGUCUUGCAUUGUGGUACUCUGAAAAGUUUGUCUUGGCUGCUAUAAUAUGCAAAGUCGAGACUUAGAAUGGACUUAUAAGAAAAAUAAAUCUGAAAAAUCUGCAUUGAA